AUGUUUCAUGAAUUGAUUAUAUUAUCCCUGCUAUGUCUGGUGGCAGCAAGACGUGCAGAACAAUUCAAUGAAUCCCUGAAUGUUAAGCUUCCAAUAUUCACGGUUCAAGGCGCCGUAUCCGAUAAUUCCUCGUCGGUCCGCGUUUUUCGUGGUAUCCCUUAUGCUGAGCCUCCUCUCGGAGACCUUCGUUUCCGACCUCCUGUUACCAAGAAACCCGUAUCCGGUAUCAUUGAUGCGACAAAGUACAAAAAUAUAUGUCCUAUCUGGAACCAGGGAGGCCCGAGUGUCUAUAGCGAGUACAUUACUGGCGAUCAACCCUAUUCAUACUUGGAGCAAGGGGAAGAUUGCCUUCAUGUUAAUAUAUGGACUCCUAUCAAUGCAACAUAUCACAGCAACUUGACAGUCAUGAUCUGGAUUCAUGGCGGCGGAAAUACUGGUGGUAACGCCGCUCAACCAUUCAAAGAAGGCACUUUCAUUGCUCAGAACCAAAAUGUCAUUGUAGUCUCUCUAGACUACCGAUUGAACAUUUUUGGCUAUCCUGGCUAUGUACCCGCAUUCGGAGGUAGCAAUCUGAAUCCUGGCCAGCUUGACAUUCGAAAAGCCGUCGAAUGGACCUAUACAUAUAUCAGAUUUUUUGGAGGAAAUCCAGAGAGUAUGGUUCUCUUUGGGCAAUCUGCCGGUGGAGCGAACGUUGAUUACUAUAGUUACGCCUGGUCGACUGAUCCCCUUGUAAAAGGGUUUAUAUCAGAAAGCGGCGUCGCAGGAUCAUUUGGGAAUUUCGACCUGCCUGGUAACAACUGGACGUAUGUGGUCGAUCACUUUAACUGCACUGGCAACCAAGACCAACAGCUUAAGUGUUUGCAAGAAGUCCCGUGGAAGGACUUAAUUGACCUCUCCUACUCUUACAAUACCACAUUGAAUGAUGGCAAAAAACUGAGUUUUGGCCCCCAGCCGGAUAACCAAACAAUUUUCAGCGAUUACAAUGAUCUCAGGCGGCGGGGACAGUAUGCAAAGGGUGGCUAUCUAACUGGUAACAACGCAAAUGAGGGCGAAAGUCUCAUCACGCCAUUUUCUGAAACAAGUGGACCGAAUCAGACCUUGGUUUAUGUUCAAUCCGAUCUACUUUUCAAUUGCGCAAGCAAUUCAUCAGCAACUGAGCGCUCGGACAAUGAAACUCCGCAAUGGAGAUACUAUUACCGUGGGAUUAACCUCGAAAAUGUUGCGCAUGAGUCUUGGCUGACCUUUGUCUCAGGUGAAAUUCCUCUGAUUUGGGGCACCGCCGAAACCUGGGGAGGUAACAAGCUCGGUGGUCCUAAUACACCCGAAGAGGCCGCUUUUAGCCGGUACAUUCAGAAGGCAUGGGCAACCUUUGCUAAAGAUCCCAUCAAUGGUCUUUCCAGUUUAGGCUGGCCAACGUACAACAUAAACGAGAAUACAUUGAUCCAGCUAGCGUAUAAUGGCUCAACAAUCCCACAAUUCGUGAACCCUGUGGUGGCUGAUGAGAACUGCACUUUGCCAGGACACUCGGCCUAG
Messenger RNA from Penicillium manginii, 1533 nucleotides. RefSeq lists its product as uncharacterized. Lineage: Eukaryota; Fungi; Ascomycota; Eurotiomycetes; Eurotiales; Aspergillaceae. The transcript has 7 exons. Bases 1 to 1533 code for a protein of 510 amino acids. The record is from RefSeq and is a predicted model, not a curated record.